Molecule: messenger RNA, 1425 nt
Organism: Lepus europaeus (European hare)
Lineage: Eukaryota; Metazoa; Chordata; Mammalia; Lagomorpha; Leporidae
Product: mitochondrial adenyl nucleotide antiporter SLC25A24-like
Exons: 10
Coding region: 1-1425 (474 amino acids)
Biological process (GO): transmembrane transport
Molecular function (GO): calcium ion binding; ATP transmembrane transporter activity
Source: RefSeq, a predicted model, not a curated record
AUGCUGCGCUGGCUGUGGGGCUGUGUGCUGCCCGCGGCGGCCUGCCAGAAUAAUGACGAUUACUUACGCUAUGGCAUCCUCUUCGAAGACCUGGACCACAACGGGGACGGCGUGGUGGACAUCUUGGAGCUCAAGGAAGGGCUGAAAAACUGGAGCUCCUCGUUUGGGCAGAACUCGGAGAUGGAAAUUCUUCAGGCUGGGGAUAAAAAUGCUGAUUCAGGAUUGGACUUUGAAGAAUUUGUGCGAUAUCUUCAAGACCAUGAGAAAAAAAUGAAGCUUGCAUUUAAUAGUCUGGACAGAAAUAGUGAUGGAAUGAUAGAAGCUUCAGAGGUAAUUGCUGCUGUGAAAUCAUUGGGUAUAGAUAUUUCUGAAGCUCAGGCAAACAAGAUUCUGAAAAGCAUUGACGCUGAUGGGACAAUGACAAUAGACUGGGAUGAAUGGAGGGACUACUUUUUACUUCAUCCCGCAUCAAAUAUCAAUGAAAUUAUUCGUUUCUGGAAGCGUUCUACAGCAGUUGACAUCGGAGAGAGUAUAGCCAUUCCAGAUGAAUUUACUGAACAAGAAAAGCAGUCUGGAGAUUGGUGGAAGCGUUUGGUAGCAGCAGGAAUAGCUAGUGCUGUCGCAAGGACAUGCACAGCACCUUUUGACCGCUUGAAAGUCAUGAUGCAGGUUCAAAGUUUAAAGACAAGGAGAAUGAAAUUGAUUACUGGAUUUGAGCAGAUGGUGAAAGAGGGAGGUGUUCUUUCUCUUUGGCGAGGAAAUGGUGUAAAUGUUUUUAAAAUUGCACCAGAGACAUCAAUCAAGAUUGGGGCCUAUGAGCAGUAUAAGAAAUGGCUUAGUUUUGAUGAUACUCGUAUAGGAAUUCUUCAAAGAUUUAUAUCUGGUUCAUUGGCUGGAGCAACUGCCCAGACCUGUAUUUAUCCCAUGGAGGUACUGAAGACCAGGUUGGCAGUAGCUACAACAGGAGAGUAUUCAGGGAUCACUGAUUGUGGCAAGAAGCUUCUGAAACAAGGAGGUGUCAGAACAUUUUUCAAGGGUUAUCUCCCUAACAUGCUGGGCAUCGUACCAUAUGCAGGCUUAGAUCUUGCUGUUUAUGAGCUUUUGAAGAAUUAUUGGCUAGACCACUAUGCAGAAAACUCCGUAGAUCCUGGGCUAAUGAUUUUGCUGGGCUGCAGUACAUUAUCUCACACUUGUGGCCAAUUAGCCAGCUUCCCUCUGAACCUCAUUAGAACUCGCAUGCAGGCUGAAGCCCUGGCAGAAAAGGAAACAACACCAAUGAUUCAACUCAUUCGAGAAAUAUAUAAAAAAGAAGGAAAAAAGGGAUUUUUUAGGGGCAUCACCCCUAACAUCAUAAAGUUGCUUCCUGCAGUAAUCAUCGGCUGUGUGGCUUAUGAAAAAGUGAAACCAUAUUUUGGAUUAAAAUAG